Messenger RNA from Copidosoma floridanum, 1567 nucleotides. Its product is annotated as proline-rich protein PRCC. The record is from RefSeq and is a predicted model, not a curated record. Lineage: Eukaryota; Metazoa; Arthropoda; Insecta; Hymenoptera; Encyrtidae. Gene Ontology annotation, cellular component: nucleus.
CGUAAACACACAUCAGUUUCUGCUAUUCUAUAUAGUGUCAAAAAAUUGUCAUAUACUCUGUUAAUUUAGAAAAGUUUACAAAUUUCGUUAAAUAAAACAAUACAGAAAUUAAAAACAAUGAGCCUCGUGGCGUAUGGCAGUAGUGAUGAGAGUGAAAAUGAAGACGAAUACAACGACCAGCCGCAAGUAGAAACGAAAAAUCCAGCUUUGGCUGCACCAAAUGAAAAGAAAAGCAAUGAUGUUCCAAAAUCGUCUGCCUCAAAAUCAGAGAAUGUUGCCGAUAUAAACAGAGAAAUCCCAACGCAUGAUAAAACUCAAACUUCGGCAAUUAAGGAUGGACAAAAAAGUGCCAAGUUAAAUUUGCCUAUUCCAAAAUUAGAUCAAAAUCAAGACUCGAGUAGUGAUAACACUGAGUAUUCCACAGACGAGGCCUUACCAGAUUUUAAUGUCCUGCCCAAGCCUAAGAUGAUUCUCGUUGACGAAAUCAAGGAAGCUGACAGUGUACCUGUUCCCAAAAAAAUUGAUUAUGGCAGUAUUGAAAUGCCACCUAAAAAGAACAAAGGACCUGCAAAAAUAUCCAUUCCAUCUCUAUCAGAUUUUAAGGACUUAGAAGAAGAGGACGACGCUUCUAAAAGACAUACAGUAAAAGCAUCUAAUAAACAGUCAGGUCUUAUUGGGAUACUACCACCACCAAAGGGUUCAAUAUCGUUGACAAAGGCUACUUCAAUGUUGCCUAAUGUUUUGACAAGAAAAACAAUUGAAUCCAAGCCUUUGAUUCCACAACCUCUAAAUAGGACUACCAUGAAAAAACCUGUUAGCCAAGCAAAACCUUCAACAUUAACAUCUUUGUCUAGUUAUACUUCUGAUUCAGAAGACGAUGAUGAAAAAGGAUCGUCAUCAGACUUCUUUUCCUUAUCCACACCAGCAAAAAUUCCUGAUCAAUUGUUACCUAUGAGCAGCAUUGAUAUGAUUGAUGAUACAGCUUCCUCUUCAAGUAUGUCUAGUAGUUUACUUCACAACGACAAUACUAUACAACAGUCAGAAGAUGAUUCAAGAAAAAUUCUUAGAAAUAAUGUAAUGGAUAUUUCUAAAGAAGAAAUAAUAUUGAAAAAUAAAGCAGAAGUUGGUCCAAAGUUACCCAUUCCAGAGCAAGAGUACCAUGUAGAUUCAGAAGGCAAUGUUGCUUUUGAUGAAAAAGCCAUCGAAUACUUGUGUGGAAAACGUGGUGUUAAAAGAAAGAAUGAACUGAGUAAAAUAGAUGUAGUAGAAAUUAGUGGUGACGACAUCAAGCCAGAUGAAAGGGAAUGGCUUGUCAAAGCACUCACAGAAGAGCAAACUCACCGACCUAUCUCUAUUAGUUCAGGUCCUGGUGGACAAUCUAAGAAAAAACAUCAAAUCACAUACUUGGCUCAUCAAGCCAAAGCUAUGGAAUUGGAAUUAAAGAACCAGUGGGCCCAAAACAAGGCUAAUAGACAAGCUACACGGUCAAAAUACGGUUUUUAAAUGUGCUCUUGUAAAAAUUGUUUGCUCAUGAUAGAAUGUUACUGCAGUAUACUUACAAAUUAAA